GAAGAUGGAGCUCCGAGUGGGGAACAAGUUUCGGCUGGGGAGGAAGAUCGGCAGUGGGUCUUUCGGGGACAUUUACCUGGGUGCCAAUAUUGCCACGGGAGAGGAGGUUGCCAUAAAGCUGGAAUGUGUGAAAACCAAACACCCCCAGCUACACAUAGAAAGCAAGUUCUACAAGAUGAUGCAGGGCGGAGUGGGAAUCCCCUCUAUUAAGUGGUGUGGUGCAGAAGGGGAUUACAAUGUGAUGGUGAUGGAGCUGCUGGGUCCCAGUCUAGAGGACCUCUUCAACUUCUGCUCUCGCAAGUUCAGCCUGAAGACCGUCCUGCUCCUCGCUGACCAGAUGAUCAGCCGGAUCGAGUAUAUCCAUUCCAAGAACUUCAUUCACCGGGACGUGAAGCCAGACAACUUCCUGAUGGGCCUGGGGAAGAAGGGCAACCUGGUUUACAUCAUUGACUUCGGGCUGGCCAAGAAAUACCGGGACGCCCGAACACACCAGCAUAUCCCCUACCGCGAGAACAAGAACCUGACCGGCACCGCCAGAUAUGCCUCCAUCAACACACACCUGGGCAUCGAGCAGUCCAGGCGUGAUGAUCUGGAGUCCCUGGGAUACGUCCUCAUGUAUUUCAACCUGGGCUCCCUGCCCUGGCAGGGCCUGAAGGCAGCUACCAAGAGACAGAAGUACGAGCGCAUCAGUGAGAAGAAAAUGUCCACCCCCAUCGAGGUGCUGUGCAAGGGCUACUCCUCGGAGUUCUCCACCUAUCUGAAUUUCUGCCGUUCGCUGCGCUUUGAUGACAAGCCUGACUACUCGUACCUGCGCCAGCUCUUCAGAAAUCUCUUUCACCGGCAGGGCUUCUCCUACGAUUACGUGUUCGACUGGAACAUGCUCAAAUUCGGUGCUGGCCGCACUCCAGAGGAGGGGGACAGGGAGAGGAGGGAGCACGAUAGAGAGGAGCGCAUUGUUCAGACACGGAGCUCCGCAGCCCGAGCACUGCCCCCCGGCCCAGUCCCUGGGGCUGCAGGAAACCGGGUCCGCACUGGACCAGAACCAGUCGUAUCAACACCGGCCUCCAGGAUACAGCAGUCCGGUAACACCUCCCCCCGUGCUAUAUCCCGUGCCGAGCGGGAGAGGAAGGUCAGCAUGCGCUUGCACCGCGGGGCUCCGGCCAACGUCUCCUCUUCUGACCUGACGGCAAGACAAGAAGUGUCCCGGAUUGCAGCCUCGCAGGCCAGUAUGCCAUUUGAGCACCUGGGAAAGUGAGGGAGGCACUGCAGCUCCAGGGAAGGCGUUUAGCGUUGUGGCCAUGAUUAGUUUUAUGCCCGUUUUUUAUUUUGCCAGUGGAUAAACGACGAGGUCAAGUGUUUUUAAUCCCAGUAGAGGAGCAGCUUUCUCACCUGAGCAGAGAACAAGAUCUGGAAAGAAGACUGGAGAGCCCUCUCCACAGGCGCGAGCGACACCACACACAGUGGCAGGGGGAGGGAGACCGCAGAGAAGCAGCUUAUUUCACGCGUGCACAUUUUUGAACUGAAGAAAGAGAACUUAGACAUGUUAGUUCAGUAGUUUAGGGGAGUACAGUAGGUGUGCUGGGAGGACAGUUAUCACUCACUGCUACAAGAAGCCUGGGUGAACAGGAGAAGGGGGGCUUUUUUUGUUUUGUGAAAUGGCCAGAAGUUUCUCUUGUGCGAAUGCAAGUGAGCAAGGAAAGCUUUUUGUGCAAGUUUUAUUUCUGUCGGAGUGCAUUUCCUUGUUUGUGGGUUUUUUUAUCUUAUUUUUUUCAUUUUUAUACAGGACAAGCAUCAGAAAACUAAUCUCGUGGACGGUGUUGUGACUUUAGACCAGUAUUGGCUUACAUAAACUGUUUAAAAUUG
Molecule: messenger RNA, 1863 nt
Organism: Polyodon spathula (Mississippi paddlefish)
Lineage: Eukaryota; Metazoa; Chordata; Actinopteri; Acipenseriformes; Polyodontidae
Product: casein kinase I
Exons: 10
Coding region: 5-1255 (416 amino acids)
Biological process (GO): endocytosis; signal transduction; peptidyl-serine phosphorylation
Cellular component (GO): cytoplasm; nucleus
Molecular function (GO): ATP binding; protein serine/threonine kinase activity
Source: RefSeq, a predicted model, not a curated record